Trypanosoma cruzi is the source of this 3354-nucleotide messenger RNA. Its product is annotated as kinesin, putative. Gene Ontology annotation, molecular function: ATP binding; microtubule motor activity; microtubule binding. Gene Ontology annotation, biological process: microtubule-based movement. The record is from RefSeq and is a predicted model, not a curated record. The coding region runs from base 1 to 3354 and encodes 1117 amino acids. NCBI's taxonomy places the organism in Eukaryota, Euglenozoa, Kinetoplastea, Trypanosomatida, Trypanosomatidae. The transcript has a single exon.
AUGGCCGAUCAGGGUGUCGUUGCGGCCCCGACUGAUAAUGCUGUCAAGGAGGCCGCGGAUUUAACCCCGGCGCAAAGGGUGGAGAACUUCAAGGAUCAGAAAAAGGCACUGAAUAAGUCUACCAACGAUGUGCCGCAGCCUGUGAAUCGGUGCCUUGUCUACUGCAGAUUGCGUCCAGGGAACAAAACGGAUUUUAAGGAGGGCAGCUUUAAGCUGGUGUCGGUGGAGGGCAACAGCAUUGUGUUGAAGGGCGAGCGCCGAUACGACUUUGACAAGUCAUUUGAUGAUGAGUGUACGCAGGAGCAGAUCUUCGACCAUGUCGCCGUGCCGUGCGUUGAUCACGCGUUCAACGGUUUUUGCUCAGCACUAAUGUGUUAUGGCCAGACAGGCACUGGGAAGUCCUUCACAAUGUGCAAUACAACCCCAGGCCUUGAAGGAAUCAUUCCUCGGUCGGCGAGACUCAUAUUUGAGAGGAUACAAGCGGAUCCAACGCGUCAAUACGAAGUUAUUGGACAGUUUGUGCAGAUAUACCGUGAUCAUCUCGGCGAUUUGAUGGUGGGCUCCGGCAAAGAACGAGUGGAGGUUCGAUUUGAUGAGAACGAGGGCGUGGAGCUUACCGGUUGCACCUCUCAUGUCCUCCGCAGUCCGCAGGAAUUCAUGCGGUUUUAUCACGUUGGAAACGAGCGCCGUGUUGUGACAGCAACAGCCAUGAACCCGGAGUCAAGCCGCGGCCACACGGCGCUGAUGAUACGCAUUUUCUCCGAGAAACUUGAUGAUCCGGCGGCGGGAAAGAUGAGGGGCAAGAUCACAUUCAUUGACCUGGCUGGUUACGAGCGCUUCAGUAAGACCGGCAUCUCCAGUGAUAAUCCCAUCAUGAAGGAUGAGGCAAAAUGUAUCAACGCCUCCCUGUUGUCGCUUGGCCACGUUGUCACGGCCUUGUCCUCUUCCGGCCCUCAUAUUCCGUGGCGAAACUCGAAACUUACCCGCAUUUUGCAGGACUCCAUCGGUGGUAGAAGCCGCACCUCAAUCAUUCUGACAGUUGGACCGAGCAGCGACCAUUUUUACGAGACAACCAACUCACUGCAGUUUGGUUUGCGCGCUAUGGCGGUGAAAGUCUCAGCCAAGCAGUCUGUCGUGGUGAACUAUGAAAAGUUGGCUCACAACCUGCAGAUGUUGCUGGAUGAGAAGCAAGAGAGGAUUGCCUUGCUGGAGAUACAAAUCGCCGGUCGUGAUGCCGAGAGAGCGGAGCUAAUGGAGCGUUACAAUAAACACCGAGCGGAAAUUGACUUACGGUACGAGAGGGAUAUGGCGAGAUUGAUGGCAAGCAAUGCGCCCCCGGAGAAGAUUGAAGGUCUGCGCGAGGUGUAUAGGGUGGAGGUGGAGAACCUUCACGAGCAGCGGGAUGAGGAGAUUCAGUAUCAGGAGGAGGCACACUCGAAGGAGAUUACGAAACUUGUUCGUGAGCAGGCGGAGCAAGAGGCGAAGCGGCGGGCCGAGAUGAAGUUGGCUCAAGAGCGCAUCAUUGAAGAUUUCCAGAAAAAACUUGACAAUGCGCGUGAGGGAAAGCAUGACGACAUUGUCAAUGCGCUGCGUCAACUGGCUGAAAAGGACUCCCUAUUGGCAAGUCGCGCCAACGACACGGCCAGGCUUCAUGAACACAUUGAGGUGUUGACACAACAAAUCAGGGAGAUGGGGGGCACACCUGUUGAAGAGGCCGUAUUCCCGGAGACAUUUCUUGAUGUUGGUCAAGUUGAGGAAAUCCAACAACGCCUGGAGGCUGAAGUGGAACGGCACCGUGAGAAGGAAGUUCAGUUAUACGCCGAGGUUGAACGACUCUCGAGAAUUUGCUCCGAACGUGUGGAGGAAAUCAACAAAUUACAUGAUGAGAAUGAGCAACUUCGUUCCGAUCUUUCCAAUAAAGGUUUUAACGUUGGAGAAACAGACGAGUUGACAAAAUAUUUGCGAGACAGACGCGCCAAAAUGAUUGAUAGUAGCGAAAUGGAGACGCUUCGUGUGACCAUGCGGGCUGAGAUGGAAGAAUUGAAGGCGCACAAUGUGGAACUUAAGAGGGAAGUGGAACGUCUGGAAGAAGAGCGCGCGCAGCAAUCUCUCCCUCUUACUGCACGCAUAUUUGGCACGGCGCGUAAUUCUCUCUCAACGGCACGCAGUGUUCUUCCUGCGGGCGGUGCUCCCCCGCUCACAGGGCGUGGUGCAAGCCAACUACGUCAGUAUUUCUUGUCUGACGAUACCAGGUCGUUGUCACACUCGUUCAACGGAGAGACCUCAAAAAAAGCGGUGAAAGAGCUUUCUGACCAACUGACAUUCAGCAUACAGGAAAAAAAUGCUCUAUUGAAUCGCAUUCAGAAGUUGGAGGCAGAACUGAAGUCUCAUGGCGUGGAGUCCCCGCAACCAUAUGUGCCUCCGAUUAUGUUGGGGUCCUCUGUUCUACCAAAUAUACCUUCCCUUGUCGCUCCUUCACCCGAUGCGGCUCCAAAUGCGGACGUGGAUGUUCUACUCAGAGUAAAGGAUGCGGAAGUGGACGAAUUUAUGGAGACAAUUGAGCGUCAGCAACACUUGUUGGCAACUGCACGGUCUAACGAUGAGCAUUACCAACAGGUGAUAAGCGACCUUCGGCAGGCCAUUGCGAAAGCGGGGUUGCCUCUUCCAGAAUCUCAGGCUAUUCCUUCUCCGGUAGAUUGUAUUGCUAUGGAUGAUUAUAUGAACAUACUACGAGCGGUACGUGACAGUGAGCGGAAAAUGGUGGUUCGCCUUGCGGAGAGGGAAGGUAAGGAUCCUUUGGAGAUUGACUCAGUUCUUGAGGAAAUGAAUCGGGAGCUCAUAUUUAAGGAUGAACUUGUUAUUGAGAAUGCAUCUAAGAUGCAAUUUGUGGCUAAAGUGUGUAUUCGUCUUAAGAGUCAGUUGGAGCGUUUGGGUAUCACUCCUUGUUGUCAGUUGCCCGACUCCUACAAGGAGUUGAUUGAGCGAGAAAAGUGUGAAAUGGAAGAACAAACGGAAGCCCAGCGUGAUCUGGAGGAAAAACUAUCCAUGUUGGCGGAAGAAAAGCAACGUUUAAAUAAGAUGCUUUCUUCCAUGCGCCAGGAGCGUGAAAUGGAUAUUGUCGUCAUGCGUAGCGUUCAAGAGCGCUGCAAGGAGGCAGAAGAAAAGGAGAUUUAUGCUGCGGAGGCCUUGUCGCGGCUCACUCGCGAAAAGAGUCAAAAAGAGAGGGCACUUGAGGAAACACUGCGUCUGGCGACAAUGGAUCUUAUGCAGUACCAGGCGCAGUUGGCCCAAAUAAAGGAGCUUGAAAACACAGGAGGAUUUGCACGAAUUCUGAAAUUGUUACUUCGUCGUUAA